Lotus japonicus is the source of this 1165-nucleotide messenger RNA. RefSeq lists its product as uncharacterized. NCBI's taxonomy places the organism in Eukaryota, Viridiplantae, Streptophyta, Magnoliopsida, Fabales, Fabaceae. Bases 448 to 678 code for a protein of 76 amino acids. The transcript has a single exon. The record is from RefSeq and is a predicted model, not a curated record.
GUUUCAAUGUUUUUAUUUUCACCAUUCUUAAAUAUGAAAAAAUCUGAAUCGGCAGGAAAAGAAAGAUUGGAACUUGGAAGUGAAAGUGUAAAACAUUAUUGUUGAAAAAAAAAAAAAAAAUAGUGUAGUCCCACUCCUGGCCAAGUGUAGACUCAGGACAUUUUGCUGCGCUAUAAAGCAAGGAAAGAACACAUGCAAAAACACGUGUCAAAUUGUUCAAGCAAAUAACAGACACGUGUACCAAUAGUGCAUUUACAGUUGACAUGUGUAACGCACAAGUCCCAAGCAAAUCUUACAUAAAACCAACGAUUCCUAUUAACCAAACUCUAUAAAAAUAAACAUCAACAAGAACAAACAAAUCAUUCAAGUUGUUUCUCAAAUUUGUCAAAUUUCACGUCACAAACGCUUACCACAAAUUUAAUUACUAGCUCUUGAUUUUGAUUGAAGAUGGUUGGAAUUGGGAUUCCAAUUUGCGUGCAAUGUGGUACACAUAGCAACCCUUGCCGGUGCAAGGUGGUGGGGCCGACGGUGGGGUUCCUGGCUUUCGCGGCGGCAGCGGUGGUGGAGUGGCCGGUGGGGGCUCUUGUGUAUUGCUUUCGCCACGUGAAGGGUCGCAAAAUCAUGGCUCAUCCUGCCACCGUGGUCUACCCUUCAGUCAACAAGGCCAUCCCCAUCUAAUCUAAUCUAUGUUAUUGUAACAAAUAAUUAAUUCCAUGGUAUUUUCUUAUAAGUUCCAUGUGAAUCAUGUGAUGUAUGGUUUUUUUUAAUCAGAUGUAUGGUUAAUUUCGACCCUGAUGUAUGAUGGUUUAGACUGUGUCAAUCUAUAUUUUGUUCUUCCUUUUCAGUCCUAAAAUUAGUGUGUCUAAUAAUUGCUUUUGAAAGUAUGUGGGGAUCAAAUGGACAUAUGAAGCUGAGGUUCUUGCAAUCCUUAAUAUCCUCCAAUUGUGGACAGCAAUUCUUCAAAUGUGGUUGGAUGGGUUUGAAAUGCAAAGAACAUGCCAUGGAAGCGAGAAGUAUCCUCAGAAGAAUUGGUUUCCUUUGUGAGAUGAUUAAUUGUUCGGAGGAUUAGCAUAUAAAGGAUAUUAUUUCAUAAACAAAUCAGUGUCCGAAAACAUCCACUUCUAAACUCUAGCUUAAAAAAUGUAAGGGUAAUUUUUUUCCAAAA